This is a messenger RNA of Podospora pseudocomata, 3591 nucleotides long. RefSeq lists its product as uncharacterized. Gene Ontology annotation, molecular function: protein binding. The transcript has a single exon. The record is from RefSeq and is a predicted model, not a curated record. Lineage: Eukaryota; Fungi; Ascomycota; Sordariomycetes; Sordariales; Podosporaceae. The coding region runs from base 1 to 3591 and encodes 1196 amino acids.
AUGGAGAUCGAAGGCGUAGACCCGAGCUACACGGACGAAGAGGGCCGGACAGCACUAAUUGUUGCAGCAAUGGUUGAAAACGAGAAGGCUGUGGAUAUUCUCCUAGAAGACCCGACACUGGAUCCCAAUCAUCGAGACCAAACAGGGCGGACAGCACUGGCCUGGGCGGCACUGAGAAGCCAUCGAUCGAUACUGGCAAGGCUGCUCGCGAUGGAGAGCAUUGAUGCUGACAUCGUGGAUGUCAAUGGGAAAACGCCUCUCCUAGAAUUAUGCACCGGCCUUGACAAUUGGAAUAGCGGAGCAGAAAGCGAAGCAGUUAUUCGUCAGCUCCUUGCUUCUGGUCGAGUCAACAUUAACGCAAGGGACAGCGAAGGGAGAACGGCCGUAAUGAUGGUGGCAAAAACUGCCACUGAAGCCCUUUUCCGGCUGUUUCUUUCUCAGCCAGGUAUUGAACUUGAAGCGGAAGACGAGAACAGGGCAAAUGUGUUGCUACACGCCGGCAUUGGGGAAAACUGGAGGGUGGUGGAAAUAUUGCUGGAGCUGGGCCGGCUUGACUUGAACUGCAAAAUAUCAGAUGAAGCGUCUCACGAAUUACGUCUCCGCGGGCAAACAAUCUUUAGCAUGGCGAUGGCACACGGGCCGGAACGUGUCAGGGAGAGGCUCUUCAUGGAAAAUGACAUCGAUGUCAACACCCAAGACAGAAAUGGUAACACGUUGCUGAAGCUGGCAACAGAAUAUGGGCAUGCGAGCAUUGUUGACAGAAUCCUCGGCAUUGAGGGGGUGAAUCCCAAUAUCACUGCUCAUGCUGGAGAAACAGCCCUCAUGGCCGCCAUCAAUGGCCUGUCCGAAGAAAUGGCAGACACCUUGUUGAAACACAAGUCGAUUGACCCAGAGAAACGCAAUCCUGACGGACGGACGCCGCUUUCUUUGGCAGCGGAGCGAGGUUUGCUACAAACCGUCAGGCGGCUUCUCAGCUUUGACCAAGUCGACCCUGAUUCCAGAGAUAACGACGGUCGAAGCCCGCUGUCCUGGACUAUCUCGCCAUCUUGGAACCUAAGGCCUCAAGACACGGCGGCUAGUCGAAAAAAGGUGGCGCAAGAACUGCUCGAAACUGGCCGGGUCGAUCUCAGUGCCGAGGAUACCGAAGGAUAUACUCUGGUGGAACGAGCAAUUAGUGAUUUUCGUGGGGAUGAUAUUCUGGAAUUGCUUCUGGCCAGAGAAGACGUCAACCUCAAUUGCGUGGACAAGCAGGGUCGGGACUUUCUUAAGAUGGUUCUAGAUCGAAGAGAGCCUGUUCUGUCACGGAAGAUCUGUGGAAUACUUGGUGUUUGCUAUGAGGAUCUUGAAAUUCUCGACAAUCCUCCUGUCACACACGCGUCAGAAGACACCUCGAGCGAAGGCGAGGACCGAGUGGUAAUGGCAAUGAAGUGGGGCAGGGGUCUGACUGGCUGUCGACUGGAGCUGGGAGUACAGCGCGAAGCUGACUAUGAUGGCGACCGCGUGGAGGAAUGGAGUCUCUGCAAGAGAUGCGAUACUAUCAACCUCGAUGAGGCCUUUUCUCGACGAUCGAGCUCAUACUGGGGCAAUCUGAUCGCGAAGUUUGACGAGCCGCCAUCAGAGAAAAGUCAGCAGUCAUGUGGAUUCUGCAGACUGAUAGCCAGCGUGCACCCGGCCCCCUCUGCGGAUUCCAAUACGGCAGAAGAGCAGGACCAGUUCGAACUACGAGCGUUUUCUAGCCUCCUCAUUUGGCUGUGCGAAGGCUCGGAAGACUUUUACUCGAAUUUGCCAGAAGACUUGAUCGACACCCUGUUCCUUGCAGUUGUCACCAGCAGCGGCAUGAAAUCUGAUGGUUACCCUGAUAUGCAAAACAUGAGCGACAUCAACGGCUCAGAAACCUUUGAGCCCGUGAUAUGUUCGGGUUUUAUAGCCCGCGUUGGCUCAAACUGCUCUUAUAGAGGACGGGCUCUCUCAGUCAAACACGUGCCAUUUAAUGAGGUGGAUUUCGGGCAGAUCAAGAGCUGGAUCGCAGAUUGCACUGGGAACCAUUCAGACGCUGUCUGCAACCCAACCCAGGUUCAUGAAAUCCCACACUUUCGGCUUAUUCACUGCGCGACGAGGGAUAUCGUCCAUAUAGAUACAGCGCCGCCGCCACACACCGCCUUGAGUUACGUCUGGGGUGCCGUCCAAGAUGGUCCGCAGAACCAGCAUAGUCUUGCCGGCCUCAAAAUGGAAACAGUCGUCGAGGAUGCGAUCAAGGUUACUCUCGCUCUAGGCUACGAGUAUCUCUGGGUAGAUCGGUAUUGCGUUGACCAGACGCCCGGAUCGGUCAAAGAUGAGCAGCUACGGCACAUGAACUUUGUAUACCAUGGCGCGGAGGUCACCAUCAUCGAUGCAGCAGGAGAAGAGUCAUCCUUUGGCCUACCGGGUGUGAGCCAACGAUUUCGAAAACGGCCGCCGGCGAUAAAAGUGCAGGGAUACAUCCUGACUACCAUCCCUCCUGAGCCGAGCCGUGAAAUAAAGUCGUCUAAGUGGGCCACUCGGGGGUGGACCUAUCAGGAGGGAUUGCUUUCUCGGCGCCGUCUAUUCUUUACGCAGCACGAGGUGUCAUUUGAGUGCGGUGGCAUACUUGCCAGAGAGGCCAUCACCGUGCCCCCUAUACUAAGCAAGUUCUCAACUCGGCUACGCAACACUCGAAACAAUAGGGAUCGCCUCCAGCCCAGCUCAUGGCUCUUCCCCUUGGGUGGUGUCACCAACAUGGAGGAAGACGACUUGGGGGUGCAUCAACGACUAUCGGAGUACGCACCACGGCAACUGACGUAUGAGCUCGAUGCUUUGAAUGCGAUGCUGGGGGUUCUUCAGUUGUAUUUGUCGUUGCCGCAACCGGCUUAUCACCUCUGUGGCAUUCUUAUUGUUCCACAGACGCAUAGAUAUGACUGGUCUCCGGGUGGCCCGUCUGUGUACGUGGAUGUUGACCCUAAUACUCUGGCGGCGAAUCUGGCGGGGUUUGUUUAUGGUUUGCUGUGGACUAGUCGUCAGCCGGGGACACGACGGGGGGGGUUUCCUAGCUGGUCGUGGACUGGGUGGACGGGCACGGCAAAGUUUGAAGGGCCACGGCGUCAGUGGAAUAGUUUGGUUGAUGUGUCGAUUGUGGAAGAGGGGAAGAAAGGGCUGCUUUCGUGGGGGGGUUAUUUUGGUCUUGGUGAUUGGGAGAAGAGGUAUCGGUUUGGGCAUCAUCAUGUUUUGGAAGUGGAAGGUUAUGUGGGGUAUGUCACUUUGCGGGAGGAUACGCGAUAUAAAUGGUUGGAUGGGUUUAUUGCUAUUAUGGAGGUUGGUGAUGAGUGGACGGAUGGGGAUUUUGUGUUGACCAAGAGAUGUGAUGAUGAGGGGGGUGAAGGGGAGUUUCGUAAGAGGUUGCUGAGGGAGACGUGGAUGGCGGUGGUGAUGACGAGCAAUCAUGUUUUGGUUGUUGAGCAACAGGCGAGUGGGCUCUGGGAAAGGAUGGGGGUUGCGGAGAUGUGGGUAGGUCGUUGGAUUGGGCCUCAACCGGAUGGUGGGGAGGGUUUAGAGAGGAGGAGGUUGUUGCUUGGGUAG